AAAAGACAGAUGAUUUGAACAGAAAGACGAUGAAGCAGACAGAGAGGAAGUGAAAGAAAAAGAAGCAACCCUACAGAUAGGAACUUGUUGAGCAGGAAAGUGAGGAAAAGAAUGGUUUGAGGUGUGAUGUGAUGUUUUGUAUUGUUCGAAGUUGGAAGCCAUUAGCCACACCUGAUGAGCAAAGUAAGAUUUGGAAGUGGUGGCCAAAAAUGGAGUAGUCCAAGCAUGAAAACAUUGAAUUGCAUUAACUUUAUCAUUUAUUAGCUUCACCAACACUUUGCCCAUACGUAUACAAGGAGCAGUUUUGUGUCAUUUAAUGCACCGUCUCUCCCCCACCCUCUUGUCUGCAACAACAACAAUACCCUGCAACUACCCUCAGCAAUCUAUCUACAUCUCCUUCACUUCCCAUCUCCAACACCCCAUGCUCCAAAAUGCAUUGCAAAAACGCUUUUCACAAUGUGGGCUGGCCACCUCAUUCAAACACCUUGUUUAUGCAGUGAUUUAAGAGUUUCUUUCGUGAUGAAAACAGUUGGAUUUGUAGCAGCCUUUUAUACAAUCUUUUAUCUUUCUCACCUAGCCAACAAGAAGCAUGGGAUUUUCUUUCCUAUGCAUUGGAAAUGGCAGAACAGUUUCUUUCCUAUCUAUUUGCCUUGGCUUAAAUGAAAAAGAUUCUCAAUUUGCUUGCUGUUUUCCACCUUCACUACUCCUUUUUCUUGCAUUGCUAGUUAUUCAUAGAGUCUGUACGAAAUCGUGAGGUAAUGGUGUUAUCAUGGGGUUUUAGUUCUUAACAAGAUGAGGUUUGCAAGAUUUGUUUUUCCCUCUAGACUGCAUUAGCCUUACCGAAUAGUUUUCUCUCUGGGAAGUGAAUGGAAGCAAAGCUAUAUACUUUGAUCAAACAAUUUUGUUAUUAAGCAUUCUACGUUCUACAUUUUUAUCUGGGUAAUGUUUUGGUUUCUUUGUAUUAUGGGGUUCUCGCUAAAACGACAGUUGUUGAACGGGAAUCCAUGUUCAUUUAGGCUUCUGUUUGAGCUGGUGGUUUUAUCGUACUUGUGGUUACAAGUCACAAGCCUUGGUUCCAUGUCAUCCAUUGCAAUCUCGUACGGCGAAAAGGGUUCUGUGUUUUGUGGUUUGAAAUCUGAUGGCUCUCACACAGUGACAUGUUAUGGAGGAAAUUCAGCCAUAAUCUAUGGAACACCAGCCCGGUUUUCAUUUGUUGGUCUAACAGCUGGAGACGGCUUUGUCUGUGGGCUUCUGAUGGGUUCCAAUCAACCGUACUGCUGGGGUAGCAGUGCCUACAUUGAAAUGGGAGUGCCUCAACCUAUUAUCGGAGGAGCACAGUACCUAGAAAUCAGUGCUGGUGAUUACCAUGUUUGUGGCUUGAGGAAACCUUUGACUGGAAAACACAGGUACAUUUCCUUGGUUGAUUGCUGGGGCUACAACAUGACCAAAAACUAUGUUUUUGGGGGACACAUUGAAUCAAUCACAGCUGGUUCCGAAUUCAAUUGUGGUCUUUUUUCUCAGAACAGGACUGUGUUCUGCUGGGGUGAUGAGACUAAUAGCCUGGUGAUUAGUUUGAUUCCACAAGACAAGAGAUUCCAGAAAAUUUCAGCCGGUGGGUAUCAUGUGUGUGGAAUCUUAGAGGGAGUGAAUUCCAGGACUGUUUGUUGGGGGAGAAGCUUGAACCUUGGGGAAGAAAUUUCAGUGGCACAUGCAGGUCAAGGAAACGUUGAUUUGGCUCCAAAUGAUCCCAUGCUUUCUGUAGUGGGAGGGAAGUUCCAUGCAUGUGGGAUUAAGAGCUAUGAUCGUGGAGUGAUUUGUUGGGGCUUUAUCAUCAAACGAAGCACUCCAUCUCCUAGAGGGAUUAAGGUUUUUGAAGUUGCAGCUGGUGAUUACUUUACUUGUGCAGUUCUUGCUGACAAAUAUCUUAUGCCUUCAUGUUGGGGAGUUGAUUUUCCCACCUCACUUCCUUUAGCUGUUUCACCAGGAAUGUGUCAACCUGCUCCAUGCCCUCCUGGUUCCUAUGCCAUUAAUCAGCAUAAAGGUCUCUGCAAAUCACCAGAUUCUCGUGUUUGCAUGAGGUGCAGCGGUGCUUGUCCUCCUGAAAUGUAUCAGAAGAGUGCAUGCAAUUUGGCUUCUGAUAGACUAUGUGAAUAUAACUGUGCAUCUUGUUCUUCAUCCCAAUGCUUCACGAACUGCUCCUCUUCAUAUUCCAAUGCUUCCACUGAGAAGAAAACUGAAAAAUUCUGGGCUUUACAGUUGCCAGUUGUCAUUGCCGAGAUUGCUUUUGCGGUUUUCAUAGUCAGUGUGGUGUCAUUAACUGCAAUUUUAUACGUCCGCUACAGGCUAAGAGAUUGCGAGUGUUCAAAAGGAUCAAAGGGGAAGAAACUGAACGGGAGUUCUUCCCUGCAAAACGAGAAUAAGGUGAGGCCAGACAUUGAGGAGUUGAAGAUCAGAAGGGCUCAAAUGUUCACCUAUGAGGAACUAGAAAGUGCAACUUGUGGAUUCAAGGAAGAGUCCAUAGUGGGGAAGGGGAGUUUCUCGUGUGUGUUCAAGGGAGUGUUGAAAGAUGGGACAGUUGUUGCUGUGAAAAGGGCAAUAGUGUCUCCCAACAUGCAGAAGAAUUCCAAGGAGUUUCACACAGAACUUGACUUGCUCUCAAGGUUGAACCACGCUCAUUUGCUCAACCUACUAGGCUAUUGUGAAGAAGGUGGAGAGAGACUUCUUGUGUAUGAGUUCAUGGCUCAUGGCUCCUUGCACCAACACUUGCAUGGGACAAACCAAGUGUUGAGAGAACAGUUAAAUUGGAUAAGAAGAGUGACUAUUGCAGUGCAAGCAGCACGUGGAAUUGAAUAUUUGCAUGGCUAUGCUUGCCCUCCUGUGAUUCACAGAGACAUAAAGUCCUCAAACAUUCUCAUUGAUGAAGAACACAAUGCAAGAGUGGCUGACUUUGGUUUAUCAUUGUUAGGUCCUGCAGAUAGUGGUUCACCACUGGCUGAACUCCCAGCUGGGACUUUUGGCUAUCUUGAUCCUGAAUACUACAGGCUUCAUUACCUCACAACCAAAUCAGAUGUGUAUAGUUUUGGUGUUCUUCUUUUGGAGAUUCUGAGUGGUAGAAAAGCCAUUGACAUGCAAUAUGAAGAAGGGAACAUAGUGGAAUGGGCAGUACCUCUUAUAAAAUCAGGAGAUAUAACUGAAAUUUUGGACCCAGUUUUGAAACCCCCUCCUGAUGUAGAAGCCUUGAAGAGAAUAGCCAAUGUGGCUUGUAAGUGUGUGAGGAUGAGAGGGAAAGAGAGACCCUCAAUGGACAAAGUAACAACAGCUUUGGAGAGAGGUCUUGCACAGUUAAUGGGUAGUCCAUGCAUUGAGCAGCCUAUUUUGCCAACUGAGGUGGUUUUGGGAAGCAACAGAUUGCACAAGAAAUCAUCUCAAAUAUCCUCAAACAGGUCAAUUUCUGAGACUGAUGAGGACCAAAGGAUUGAGUUCAGGGCACCCUCAUGGAUUACCUUUCCCAGUGUGACAUCUUCUCAAAGGAGAAAAUCAUCAGUGUCUGAGGUAGAUGUUGAUGGGAAGAACAAUGCAGAAGGUAAGAACUUGAGCAAUGUUGGAGGUGCUGCUGAUGUUUUGAGAAGCCUUGAUGAAGAGAUUGGUCCUGCUUCUCCUGGAGAGAGGCUGUUCUUGCAACACAACUUCUAACCAUGUGAUGUGUGUCACAACUUUAGACUUCUACUACAACUACUCAUGUAGUGCUGUUUCAUGUAACUUUCUUUCUUCACUCUCAUCAUUGUUGCACUCUAACUAUUAUUAUUUAAACCAUUAAGGCGUUUUUACUUCUCACAAAAUCACUCUUCUUUUGCCAUGGUUGUAAGAUACUACAAGUUUCUGUUGAUAGAAGCAAAAUUAAAAAGUUUAAAAAACGCAAAAUAAA
Molecule: messenger RNA, 3925 nt
Organism: Vigna radiata var. radiata (mung bean)
Lineage: Eukaryota; Viridiplantae; Streptophyta; Magnoliopsida; Fabales; Fabaceae
Product: serine/threonine-protein kinase-like protein ACR4
Exons: 1
Coding region: 943-3693 (916 amino acids)
Biological process (GO): protein phosphorylation
Molecular function (GO): protein kinase activity; protein binding; ATP binding
Source: RefSeq, a predicted model, not a curated record